Messenger RNA from Peniophora sp. CBMAI 1063, 1161 nucleotides. The record is from the annotation of a GenBank genome assembly. NCBI's taxonomy places the organism in Eukaryota, Fungi, Basidiomycota, Agaricomycetes, Russulales, Peniophoraceae.
AUGGCCCCCCACACAGCCUCGCGCCCGCUCUCUGCGGCAAGCGAGAAACAGGCCCUCGAGCAGUCGCUCGCUUCCCCGGCGUCCGCCGCACAAUGGCGUCCACUCUCCCCCAUGGCUUCCCCUGCCCCGACACGGCCAACACAUCCGCCAGCACCCUCGCGCUUUUCCAGCGCUGCUCCCGCAUACUCGCCCUUAUCAUCACACCCAUACUCUCACUCCGAUGUACAGUCUCAUUACUUCGCCUACCCGGAUCCAUCGUUGCACUCUGAAUACGUUCUCCCGCCAAGAAGAGUGCGGUGCAUGACGCACCUCAGGCCCUGGCUACCGCUCAUCGCCUAUCUUGCUACGACCCUCGCCUUCAUCGCCGCAUUUGCUUUUUGGAGGACAGAACUCUUCCAAGGGCUUGAUGAUCUCUCAAGAUGGCUGAAGGAGGACUACUACGGAUAUGCAGCACUCUUCUUCCUCAUCUUCGCAACAUGUUUUCCGCCUAUACCGUUGUACUCGACCCUCAUCGUCCUAUCAGGUUACACCUUCGGCGCAUUGGAAGGUGCCGUACUUUCGUACUGUGCAGCACUGUCAGGCGCUGUCGUGGUCUUCCUGCUCUCGCGAUACGUCUGCAAGGACAUUAUCUCGCGUUGGCUGGCCUCCGUACGAUCUAUCGGCCGCGUAUGCCGCGCAAUCGAGAAGCGACCAACACUACUAUUCCUCAUCCGUCUGGCGCCAUACCCCUACAACGUUAUGAACUGCCUCCUCGCGGCAUCACCCACGCUUUCCUUCCGCACAUACGUCUCCUGCACCGCGCUAUCGCUCUUCAAGGUGUACAUACACACCUACCUCGGCGCGAGCAUACACUCUUUCGCAGAGUACCAUGCACACUCCGCAGAACACGAAAAGGAGGACGAGAGCCCCCUGGGCAUGUACUAUACCGUUGGUGGUGUUGCGCUGUGCGUCGGCAUCAUCAUCUACCUCGCCAUUGUCGCGCGCCGCGCAGUGGACUGCGAGCUCGAUGGCGAGGAUGAGCUGCCGACACAUACUGCCGAGGAGACUGCAUCUUUCCUCGCGCAUACGGAUGGAGAGGACGAGGACGACGCGCCGGCAUAUAUGACCGAGCGCGCUGUCACCCCUGUCGCGUCGACCGCGAAAGGCGAAAACAUCGUCUGA